GAGCAAAUCAGCAGCUGAGCCAGACCCCCACCACCAUCCCCUGGGAUAAAAGCUGGCGAUCAGGCUGUGCUCGUCCCUUCUCGCACGAACCAGAACAGCGGCCCCAAUGGCUCAGGAAACACUGCAGUACUGCCACUCUGAGAAAGACUUCAUCUUGUCCCCUCACAGUAAGAAGGCUCCCAAAAGGAUGGCGUCCCUCAUGGAGCUGAAGGAGAUCUUCCGCAGCGCCGACGCCGUGUGCUUCGACGUGGACAGCACGGUCAUCAGGGAGGAGGGGAUCGACGAGCUCGCCAAGUUCUGCGGCGUCGGCGACGCCGUGGCGGAGAUGACCCGCAGGGCCAUGGGGGGCACAGUGACAUUCAAAGCAGCUCUAACAGCACGACUCGGUCUCAUACGUCCCUCCUACGAACAGGUGCAGAAAUUAAUAUCUGACAACCCACCUCAGCUCACGCCAGGGAUCAGGGAGCUGGUGAGCAGACUUCACCAACGAGGGGUUCAGGUCUUCUUGGUGUCCGGGGGCUUUCAGAGCAUUGUGGAACACGUGGCCUUGCAGCUGAACAUUCCCACAGCAAACGUCUUUGCCAACAGGCUGAAGUUUUACUUUAACGGAGAAUAUGCGGGAUUUGAUGAAACACAACCAACAGCUGAGUCAGGGGGGAAAGGAAAGGUCAUCACUCAUCUGAAAGAACAGUUCCACUUCAAGAAAGUAGUUAUGAUUGGAGAUGGAGCUACAGACAUGGAAGCCUGCCCCCCUGGUGAUUGUUUCAUUGGAUUUGGAGGAAAUGUAGUCAGAAAGCAAGUAAAGGAGAAAGCAAAAUGGUACAUUACUCACUUUGACGAGUUGCUAAAGGAACUGGAAGAGCGAUAAAUUAUACAGUAAAAUAAUCUAUUUAACACCUGUAAAUUCAUUAUACAAUGCAAUUAAACAUUUAUUUGUUUGCAAA
Molecule: messenger RNA, 944 nt
Organism: Myiozetetes cayanensis
Lineage: Eukaryota; Metazoa; Chordata; Aves; Passeriformes; Tyrannidae
Gene: PSPH
Product: phosphoserine phosphatase
Exons: 5
Coding region: 107-868 (253 amino acids)
Biological process (GO): L-serine biosynthetic process; dephosphorylation
Cellular component (GO): cytoplasm
Molecular function (GO): L-phosphoserine phosphatase activity; magnesium ion binding
Source: RefSeq, a predicted model, not a curated record